Messenger RNA from Rotaria sordida, 738 nucleotides. The record is from the annotation of a GenBank genome assembly. NCBI's taxonomy places the organism in Eukaryota, Metazoa, Rotifera, Eurotatoria, Philodinida, Philodinidae.
AUGAUGAAAUUAGAAGAAAAUCACUAUGUACGUGACGGUCAUGUUCAUGCUCAGCUCGGCAUUGCUGGUACUACUUACAAUGAAAAACACAUUAUUGAACUUGGUGGACACGAAUUCAUCGUAUAUCCGAAUGUUUUCUCACCUGCAAUGUUUCCUCUACCAGAUCAUUUAGUCAAAACGUGGCUGGAUCUCAUUCAUAUAAUAAAACCUGAAUCAGUACUCGAGAUUGGUUCUGGAGCUGGUUAUUUGGCUAUUCUUGCUGCUCUUAACGGUGCUAAUCGAGUUACGGCUACUGAUAUUACUCAAGACGCAAUAGAGAAUAUUCAAACUAAUAUCGAAAAGUACAAUUUAGGAGAUCGUAUGCAAGCAGUUUAUGGUAGCGUGUUUGAACCAUUCGAUAAAAAUGAUCGAUUCGAUGUUAUUUUUUGGGAUAUACCUUUCUGUCAUAUUGAUAAACCAAUGGAAGAACUCAGUGCACUUGAACGUACAGUUUUCAAUCCAGGCUAUAUACUUUCCGAAGCAUAUUUGAAAGGAGCUCACCAACAUUUAACCGAUAAUGGUCGUGUCUUUGUGGCUUUUUCUAAGGUGCUAGGUCAUCCAGAAAAAUUAUUAGAGUUGACUAACAAAUAUGGCUGGUGUUUGGAACUUGUAAUGAAUCUUGAGCAAGUCACAUCGAAUAUUGAAGGCAUAUACGAUAAUAAAGCUGAUAUCAACAUCUACGAAUUAAUUAGAUUAUGA